This is a messenger RNA of Nicotiana tabacum (common tobacco), 1680 nucleotides long. The record is from RefSeq and is a predicted model, not a curated record. NCBI's taxonomy places the organism in Eukaryota, Viridiplantae, Streptophyta, Magnoliopsida, Solanales, Solanaceae.
AACACAUGAGUGUAAAAAAUGGUCGGAGGUAAGGAAUAAUCAAGGAAGAAGAAAGGAAGCCUUCUCUUGGCUGGCCACAGUUUCUAAUGUUCACUCUCCGUUGCACGUAUUCUUCUCUUAACUUUUGACAUCUUUUCUUCUUCAUAUAAACUCACUUGUCCUACACUUCUUUCACUAUCAAGGCUCAACUACACUAGUUAGAGUACAUAAUGCUCAUGGCUUCCCACUUCACUUCAUCUUCCCAAGUUUGGUUUCUCUUCCUUGCUAUUGCCUUAGGGGUAAAAUUGUCCGAGUGUGCAAAUAUUACCAUUAUAAACUAUUGUAAAGAGACAGUAUGGCCUGGAAUUACACCUAAAAACAAUUUCAGCGGAGAUGGUUUUGAACUAAAACAAGGCCAAUCUGCCGUUUUUACUGCCCCGACCGGGUGGAGUGGCCGUAUAUGGGGUCGAACCGGCUGCGACUUUGACAAGAACAAUAACGGUACGUGCCAAACCGGUAGAUGCGGAACCGGUCUAAAAUGUAACGAACCGGGUCAGCCUCCAGCUUCAAUUGCCGAAUUUACCCUUGGAGAAACAGAUUUUUACGACGUUAGCCUUGUUGAUGGGUUCAACUUGCCUAUAGUAGUAAAACCUGUAAAUGGUAAAGGAAAUUGCAGCUCUGCUGGUUGUGACAGUGAUCUUAGGCCAAAUUGCCCUUCUGAGCUAGCUCUUAAGCUGAACAACAAGACGAUCGCUUGCCGGAGCGCGUGUAACGUCUUCGACACCGAUGAAUAUUGCUGCCGGGGUGCAUAUAGUAGCCCAGUGUCAUGUUUGCCUACAAACUAUUCAAGGAUUUUCAAAACAGCAUGUCCUGUGGCUUAUAGCUUUGCCUUUGAUGAUCCAACUAGUGUCAUCACUUGCUCUUCUACUGACUAUGUUGUGUCAUUUUGUUCUUCAAGGAACCAGACCCAGUGUACUUAUCAAGGCAAAAACGUAACAUGUAAUGGAGCAUAUGGAUUGAAGUCACUCUUUCAAACAAUGCAUAUAUUGCUGGUUGGAUUAACAGCAGUGAUUAGUCUUGGAGGGGUGAUGUUUUGACAGAAUCUUGUAAAGAUUCAAAACUUUUUUGAAUACCUGUAGGCAACAAUAUUUACUUUUCUCAUUCAUAUUAAGGAUUUUGAUUGCUUUUCCUUGUAUUUUGAAAUUUUGUUCACAAUCUCGAGAGUAGAGUCUUCAAAACUGGGAAAACAUCAAUAUUUGGCCAUUUACCCAAAGUGCAUAAGCUUAAACUUCACAGUAAAACUGCAUGUCUGGGAUAUUAUCUUUUUAUGCUCUGAAGAUGAUAAAUUUCCACCCCAUUAUAAUGCUUUUUCCUUUUCAGAAGACAUUCAUACAAAAUCAAUUACCAUUUCAUCUAGGUUCCAACAGGCUAAACUAUAAAAUCCCACCCAAAUGAUACUGUUAUUAAGAGCAAAAAUGUUUUUCUGCUUCAUCUUCAACCUGUCACUCCUACUGCUACCGCCAACUAACCGGAUAAAGAACCAAAGACGAGAAAAGAAAAUACUUAGAAGAAGAUAUACAAUAACCUACUGCUUUAGCUGUUUUUCUGGUUUUACUACAACAUCAUUACUGGACUCCUUUCUUUGGCUUGGUGCAUCGGACUCAUCAUCCUCAAAUGGUAGCACGACAACUGGAGUGGCAG